UCAGUUUUUUCCCUACUACACUCUUUCACUCAACAUUUACUCAUUCACUCCUCAUUUUCUGCUAGAAACUUAAGGAGUUUAUAGUUCUGUAGUCGAUGAAGGGCUUCAAAUCUGAUCUUAGGAGUUUCAAUUACAUCUAAUUCACAAUAAGUGGUCCUGACUCAGGAUUCAAAUUUGAGCUAAAGAGCUCAGUUAGCUAUGUGACCUAAUGGCAUUAUCUAUUUAGUUUCUGUGGGCACAUUAGGUGCUAAUCAAGCUGAAAGGCAUCCUCUUCAGAAACUUAAAUUAUAAUCAGUAUAACAGAAAGUAGGAGUGUAUUGUUUUCCCCCAAAAGAGUCAAGUGUUAAGGAAAACUUACAUAGAACCAUAAUCCCUUAACUGCAUCUGGAAGCUCAGUCCCUCUGCUAGGUUUAUCCUUGUUUCGCUUAAGUGUUGAUGUUUAUAUUGUGAAGAGAGUCUCUUUGACCAGCUAAAUAAGAAUACAAAAUAUAGUCCCAUCCUAAUUGGCAGGUCACCUGCAAAACAAGUUUAGAAUGGACGUGUAAUCAGCAUCUCUCACUUCAUAGAAUGGGGAAAUUUUAUCCUGGUAAAUGAAAAAACAAAAACUGAGAUACAAAUCCAAGUGUAACUAAAGCCAUUGCCUUUAAUGGGUGGCCUUACCCUGCUUCAGAUGCUGUUUCCUGAACCUUGGAAUACCUCUUGCCCUGGCACUGUUAAUCAAAUUAUAGAAAUGUGAGCGUCCAUGUGAGGGUCUGACAAAUCCUGUGCAGUCAUCUUUGUUUUGUUGGUAGAAAUACAGGCCCUACUCAGGCUCCUCACUUAAUAGUUUGGAAUUAGAAAGGUCAAGCUCUAUUGUUGGAUGGUCAUCCAAAGCCUCACAGCAUGUUACACUAUCACCAGCUGGAAGUCAGAGAGCUUCUUCUAGUAGCUCUGGGUUAACACUCACCCAGAGCUUGCUCUCCACUAAAUGGUGCAUCUCUGAGAAGCCCAGAUAUAACUUGUUAGCUUGGUCCUAUUUCUCACUGCAUAACCAUUGAAGAAAUAACUGUACAUUUGUUGGAAGCACCAGACCCAUGCAGUUAAGAUAACAGUAUGUCUGGUUAGCAUGAAAGUACCACAAUCUAUUUAACAAGCCCUGUAUUGAUAGAUAUUUAUGUUGUUUCUAAUUUUUUGCUGUUACAUACAGGUAUGCCUUGAAUAACGGUGGAUAUGUGCCAUUUUACACACAUGUGCAUCUACCUGUAGACUAGACAUGAAAUUGCUGGGUCAGACGUUUCAGACAGUCAUAAAGGCCCCUGUCUUGUGGCAGCGUGCAUUCACUCGGAAAGUGGCUUCCCAGUAAACCCCAGAGGCUGAAAAAAUUUGUAACCUAGAAGGAAAUCUCAGACCUCAGCUGUGGCUCUCAGUGCUGCCCAGAAGCCAACUUCAUGUCUGCGUGCACAAGCAGCAGUUUGCCAUGGAGAGUUUGGGGCUGCAGACGGUGACCCUCAGUGAUGGGACGACAGCCUACAUCCAGCAAGCUGUCAAAGGAGAGAAGCUGCUUGAAGGGCAAGUGAUCCAGCUUGAGGACGGGACCACCGCAUAUAUUCACCAAGUGGCGGUGCAAAAAGAAUCUCUCUCCUUUGAGGAUGGACAACCCGUGCAGCUGGAAGAUGGCAGCAUGGCCUACAUACACCGCACACCCAAAGAGGGCUAUGACCCCAGCGCCCUGGAAGCCGUCCAGCUGGAAGACGGCUCCACCGCCUACAUUCACCACCCUGUGGCCAUGCCGUCAGACAGCACCAUCCUGGCUGUGCAGGCAGAGGUGGGCCUGGAAGACCUGGCCGCAGAGGAUGAUGAGGGCUUCAGCGCAGACACAGUGGUGGCCCUGGAGCAGUAUGCCAGCAAGGUUCUGCACGACAGCCAGGCUCCCCAUAAUGGCAAAGGGCAGCAGGUUGGGGACAGAGCAUUCCGCUGCGGCUAUAAGGGCUGUGGACGUCUCUACACCACUGCUCAUCACUUAAAGGUGCAUGAACGAGCUCAUACGGGUGACCGUCCAUAUAGGUGUGACUUCCCCAGCUGUGGAAAGGCCUUUGCCACAGGAUAUGGGCUAAAGAGCCACGUGCGCACCCACACUGGUGAGAAGCCAUACAAGUGCCCAGAGGAGCUGUGCAGCAAGGCCUUCAAGACCUCAGGAGACCUGCAGAAGCACGUCCGCACCCACACCGGUGAACGCCCAUUCCGGUGCCCCUUCGAGGGCUGUGGCCGCUCGUUUACCACCUCAAAUAUCCGCAAGGUACAUGUGCGCACCCACACAGGCGAGCGACCCUACACCUGCCCCGAGCCCCACUGUGGCCGCGGCUUCACCAGUGCCACCAACUACAAGAAUCACGUGCGCAUCCACACAGGGGAGAAGCCAUACGUUUGCACGGUGCCAGGCUGCGGGAAGCGCUUCACUGAGUACUCAAGCCUGUACAAGCACCACGUGGUGCACACACACUGCAAGCCCUACACGUGCAGCACCUGCGGCAAGACCUACCGGCAGACCUCCACCCUGGCCAUGCAUAAGCGGAGCGCCCACGGCGAGCUGGAGGCCACGGAGGAGAGCGAGCAGGCCCUUUAUGAGCAACAGCAGCUUGAGGCCACCUCUGCAGCUGAGGAGAGCCCACCACCCAAACGACCUCGUGUUACUUACCUUUCGGAGGUGAAGGAAGAAGGUGAUGACAUCCCAGCCCAAGUGGCCAUGGUGACAGAGGAGGACGGGGCCCCUCAGGUGACUCUGAUCACUCAGGAUGGUGCCCAGCAGCAGGUCAGCCUGUCCCCCGAAGACCUGCAGGCCCUGGGGAGUGCCAUCAGUAUGGUGACCCAGCACGGCGGCACCACCCUCACCAUCCCCAGUCAUGACAACGACCUUGUCCCGUCUGGCACACAUACGGUCGCCAUGGUCAGCGCUGAUGGCACACAGACACAGCCCGUCACAAUCAUUACCUCUGGAGCGGUGGUGGCUGAGGACUCAAGUGUAGCAUCCCUUCAUCAUCAACAGGUGGCGCUGUUGGCUACAGCCACUGGAACACACAUUGCAGUGCAGCUGGAGGAACAACAGACCUUAGAGGAGGCCCUCAGUGUGGCCACUGCUGCUAUGCAGCAAGGGGCUGUGACGCUGGAGACAACCGCAUCGGAGAGUGGCUGCUGAGCCUGAGAGGGCUGGGUCCCACACCAUGCUGAGGAGGUGCCAUGCCGCACAGGCAUCCUUGCCUCCAAGGGCCCAGGCUGUGGCUGACACGUGUAAUGUGGUCACAAAGGUCCCUGGGCAAGAAGGCAGCAGGAAAGCGGCCUAACUGAAGGGUAUGGGGCCCCUACCCAAGAGGAGGGCCAAGCAGUCAGAAUCGAGGGGGCGUCAUCCUCGUGAGCUGAGGAGGACAAGCCUGAUCGCUAGGCUGCACCAGGGCAUCCUCCCCUCAAAAUCAGCUAGGUGACCUCUCUACUUUCUCUAGAUGACAUCCUUCCUGCCUCAAUUCUCUCCUCUUCCUCAGGUGGAGACUGGAGCUGCUGUAGGGACUGGUCCUCCACCCCAAUUGGUCACUGCCCACCAUGGGAAAGGGCAGACAACUUUUUGGUCCAGUAGGGGCAGAGCAGGCCCGGGCCUGCCACUCAGGGGUUUCCCAGCCCCUCCCCGUCCCAGCAAUAACCACCUCCCCAGAGGCCAGCCAAGAUGCCGGGCCAUUUGGCAGCAGGGACUUCCUCAGAAUUCCUCAGGGGCCUGUGGCUGGAGAAAGGGUGCCUAGCCCCCACCAUUCCCCAGCUGCCCCAACCUCUCUGCGGCAGAGGCAGGGAGUGGCCUUGUACAUAAUCUGCUGGGGACUGGAUUUAGUUUGUUGUUUUUUUUUUUUAAUUCCAUUUUGAUAAUUCUUUUUUCCUGCUCUGGACGGUGGUGGCAGACGGGUGAAUGAGUAUUUAAUAAAAGUUCCAAGUUUCCACCUGAGUUUCUCCCUCCCUCCUUUCAGCUCUGGGCCCUGGUGUUAGGGCUGGUGAAGUAUCCCUAGCACAAACCCCAUACCAAACUGGUGGACUGGCCUUGCACAGGCACAGUUACGAGGA
Messenger RNA from Trichechus manatus latirostris (Florida manatee), 4077 nucleotides. RefSeq names its product zinc finger protein 76 (gene ZNF76). Gene Ontology annotation, biological process: regulation of transcription by RNA polymerase II. Bases 1457 to 3172 code for a protein of 571 amino acids. Gene Ontology annotation, cellular component: nucleus. The transcript has 15 exons. NCBI's taxonomy places the organism in Eukaryota, Metazoa, Chordata, Mammalia, Sirenia, Trichechidae. The record is from RefSeq and is a predicted model, not a curated record. Gene Ontology annotation, molecular function: RNA polymerase II cis-regulatory region sequence-specific DNA binding; DNA-binding transcription factor activity, RNA polymerase II-specific.